This is a messenger RNA of Lactuca virosa, 1706 nucleotides long. The record is from the annotation of a GenBank genome assembly. Lineage: Eukaryota; Viridiplantae; Streptophyta; Magnoliopsida; Asterales; Asteraceae.
AUGCAUCUUACAGUGAUAUACAUUGAUCAUUUGCUUCCAACACAGGGGACACAAAUGGUAACUAUGAUGUCCAGUGAUCUGAUGCAUUCUAGAAUGCAUGAAGGUGGACCCCACAAACAGUGUGAUAAUAAGGUGGAGGAAAAUGGUGGUAGAUGGUAUUUUUCUAGGAAAGAAAUAGAAGAAAACUCACCAUCAAGAUCAGAUGGCAUUGAUUUGAAGAAGGAGACUUAUCUUCGCAAAUCUUAUUGCACAUUCCUGCAAGACUUGGGUAUGAGACUUCAAGUGCCCCAAGUAACUAUUGCUACAGCCAUUAUCUUUUGUCAUCGUUUCUUCCUUCGCCAGUCUCAUGCGAAGAAUGACAGGAGGACAAUUGCAACAGUCUGCAUGUUUCUUGCAGGAAAAGUUGAAGAAACUCCUCAUCCUCUAAGAGAUGUUAUCCUUGUCUCCUAUGAAAUCAAUCACAAAAAAGACCCUGAAGCACUUCAAAGAAUCAAACAAAAGGAGGUGUAUGAAGAAGAAAAGGAAAUAAUAUUAAUAGGAGAACGUGUAGUACUUGCAACACUUGCUUUUGACUUCAAUGUGCAUCAUCCAUAUAAGCCACUUGUGGAGGCAAUAAAGAAGUUCAAAGUUUCCCAACAGGCCCUUGCACAGGUGGCAUGGAAUUUUGUCAAUGAUGGGCUUAGGACAUCCCUGUGCUUACAAUUUAAGCCCCACCACAUUGCAGCAGGUGCUAUUUUUCUUGCUGCUAAGUUUCUUAAAGUCAAAUUGCCUUCAGAUGGUGAAAAGGUUUGGUGGCAGGAGUUUAAUGUUACUCCACGUCAGCUUGAAGAAGUAAGUAACCAAAUGUUGGAACUAUACGAACAAAAUCGGGUCCCGCCUUCCCAAACUAGUGAAGUCCUUGAUGGAAGUACAGGUGGCGGUGGUGGUGGUGGAGUUACUCCAAAGGCACACGAAGACAACAACACAAAUGACAGCAACUCUCACGUGGGCCCCACCACCACCACCACUUCCAAAACCGAUCAUCCAAGAACAUCCCGGAAUCAAAGCAAUGACGAUGGAAGUACGGAUCAUAAUAAAGACAUCGAUUCCGAUGUCGAAAAUGACGACGAAUCCGAUCAAAACCCGGAAUGCAGAUUCCGGUCGCCCAAGGAAGCGGUGAAAAAGAUCGAUAAAGAUAAAGUCAGGGCGGCUUUUGAGAAACGAAGGAAAGAACGUGGCGGUGAUGUGAAUCGGAGGACGGAAUCCAUGGAUGAUGAUGAUUUGAUCGAGAGGGAAUUGGAAGAUGGAAUAGAAUUGGGUGGGGAAUCUGAGACAAAGAAACGGAAUCGGAAUCGGUGUGAUGAGGUUGAGGAUUUUGAGGCGGUGGAGGAAGGGGAGGUGGGGGUGUUGGAUGAUGAUGGUGGUGAUAGGCGGCAUAGGGUGCCGGAGAGUGGCCGGAAAAGAAAGGGCGGUGGGAGUGGGACCCCACCACCGGACAAACGGAGAAGAAACUAGAAGGGUGUUUAGGUGAAGGUAAUUAUGUUUAUGUUUAUUUGGUUUUUUUGUUUGUUUGUAUUUAAAUUAGAAUGUGGUAUUUAUAAGUUUUGGUUUUUUGGUCAUGGGGAAUGGUAUCUUUUAAUUAUGAAUAUAAUUUAUAUCUUCCCGUUUUAUCAUCUCAUAGUCAUAAUAGUAAGGCUGUUCAUAUCGUUACCUUAUGGUGAUGUAUG